CUUAAUUUGUAGUGUUCAAAUAAAUAAAAUAUGGAGGACAGGGCUUCUUCGAUUGACGAGUCGAUCGGGCAUAGCAAGCCGGCCAUUUGUCCGUUAGCCGAUUGUCAGGCUGUGGUGGAGCAUACCCACUUGCUGCGCCACAUGAUAACCAAACAUUUGGAUCCGCGGGCGCGAACUUUGCCCUUUCAACUGCGCCUGCGCGAAGUGUCGACAGGUCAGCGCACUCUGCUGAUGCUCCCCUAUCGCCAGCUGAUCAUUGACAACGAUCAAUGCUUGGCCGUGCUGAAUUGGAGCUCCGUGUCCCAAGGUGACCUUACGGCACCGCAGUUGGACCUGCCGCCAUGCCACCAAAUGUUAACCUAUCACCUGCCCAUUUUGGUGAUGGUCUGCAGGACCACGUGGAAAUCCCUCUUAAAGCAGAUCGAUGAAAAGGACAUGCAAGAAACCAGGGACGUAACGGCAGAAUGGGGCGGUGUCUAUCUGUUUUGGCUCCUUUCACCCUUAACGCGGCGUCCCAUUUAUGCAAAUUUAGCCCUACUGAAUAGCCAAAUUCAGAGCGUCUAUAGGCGGAAUCGUCGGCGGAUACGCAACUUUGCCAGUCGGAUGCCCAUUAGACAGUUCAUAAACGGGCUAGAUCCAUACUUUGUCAGCAUCAACGAGGAUCAGCUCGACGAGCUGUGCAAUGGCGGUGGCAACCGGUUCUCCAUCUACUUCGAGGUUAUAAUCGAGGGCGUAAUGUCAUAGACUUAACUUCUUAACCCCAUCAAUAUCAUUCUCAUAAAGGAUUGUUUUAUCAUUAUCUACAUAAUUGGGCAUGCGAACAUUAUAGAAAUAAAAUAAAAUCUCAAGUGAACACAAUG
Messenger RNA from Drosophila melanogaster (fruit fly), 860 nucleotides. RefSeq lists its product as uncharacterized. The coding region runs from base 31 to 744 and encodes 237 amino acids. NCBI's taxonomy places the organism in Eukaryota, Metazoa, Arthropoda, Insecta, Diptera, Drosophilidae. The record is from RefSeq and is marked reviewed. The transcript has a single exon.